Messenger RNA from Nematolebias whitei (Rio pearlfish), 1444 nucleotides. It is a transcript of the gene syt2b, whose product is annotated as synaptotagmin-2. The transcript is spliced from 9 exons. Gene Ontology annotation, cellular component: axon; synaptic vesicle membrane; dense core granule. The record is from RefSeq and is a predicted model, not a curated record. Gene Ontology annotation, biological process: synaptic vesicle endocytosis; regulation of calcium ion-dependent exocytosis; cellular response to calcium ion. Bases 143 to 1444 code for a protein of 433 amino acids. Gene Ontology annotation, molecular function: phosphatidylserine binding; syntaxin binding; calcium ion binding. Lineage: Eukaryota; Metazoa; Chordata; Actinopteri; Cyprinodontiformes; Rivulidae.
GAGACUGCAGUCUCUGCUAAUGGGAGAGCUCAGACUAUGUAACCACAGCUCCAAGGAACUAUAUCCUAACACUCAUUGAAUGGGCCACCUCACAGGGGGGGAAUACCUCAUCUGACCGGGACCAAGCUCCUAGUCUUGGACAAUGAAGUUCAACUUGUUCAAAAAGCCUCAGGCUGUUGCAGCCGCCGAGCCCACUAGCGUCACCACCGUGACCAUGGCGCCCUCCCCACCUUCUAUGUCCACCUCUGCCCCAGACAUCUCAGGCUCCAACAACACAGAGAUCAGCAAGAACGACAUGUUUGAGGAGAUCAAAAGCAAAUUCUUGAAUGAAAUUGAUAAAAUCCCCCUUCCUCCAUGGGCUUUGAUUGCUAUUGCUGUGGUGGCCGCGUUGCUCGUCCUCACGUGCUGCUUCUGCAUCAUCAAAAAAUGCUGCUGCAAGAAAAAGAAGAACAAGAAAGGAAAGAAGGGCAAGGAUGGCUUCAACAUGAAGGACAUGCAGGGAGGCGAGAAACAACAGGAUGAUGAUGAUGAUGAAGGCGAGACAGGAAUGACAGAAGAGGAGAAAGAGGAGGAGGAGAAAGAACAAGAAAAACUGGGGAAGCUGCAGUACUCUAUAGAUUAUGACUUUGAGAACACCAAGCUCACGAUCAGCAUCAUGCAAGCUGCAGACCUCAUGUCCAUGGACUCGGGUGGAACGUCCGAUCCGUACGUUCGAGUCCUGCUGCUCCCUGACAAGAAAAAGAAGUUUGACACUAAAGUUCACAAAAAAACACUGAACCCUGUCUUCAAUGAGACAUUUGUUUUCAAGGUGCCAUAUGAGGAGCUGGGUGGGAAAACGUUGGUGAUGUCUGUGUAUGACUAUGACCGAUUCUCCAAACAUGACGUCAUUGGAGAAGUGAAGAUACCCAUGAACACCAUUGACCUCGGACGGCCAAUCGAAGAAUGGCGGGACCUGGAAAGCGCUGACCAGGAGGAGCCUGAGAAACUUGGAGACAUCUGCAUCUCUCUGCGUUACGUCCCCACUGCUGGAAAACUCACAGUCUGCAUCCUGGAGGCUAAGAAUCUGAAAAAGAUGGAUGCCUGUGGCUUAUCUGAUCCAUAUGUGAAGAUCCAGCUACUGCAGGGGGGAAAACGUCUGAAGAAAAAGAAGACAACUGUGAAGAAAAACACACUCAACCCAUAUUAUAAUGAAUCAUUCAGCUUUGAAAUCCCACUGGAACAGAUGCAGAAAAUCCUGGUGGUCGUCACAGUGUUUGAUUACGACAAGAUAGGUAAGAAUGACGCCAUCGGGAAGAUCUUUGUGGGCAGCAAGGCCACUGGUUUAGGCUUGAAGCACUGGUCAGACAUGCUGGCGAAUCCUCGCCGCCCCAUCGCCCAGUGGCACGCGCUGCAGCCAGAGGAGGAUAUUGAUGGUCAGCUCGCAGCCUUGAAUGCAAAGAAAUAA